Achroia grisella is the source of this 3473-nucleotide messenger RNA. It is a transcript of the gene stumps, whose product is annotated as phosphoinositide 3-kinase adapter protein 1. Gene Ontology annotation, cellular component: cytosol. The coding region runs from base 216 to 3284 and encodes 1022 amino acids. Gene Ontology annotation, molecular function: transmembrane receptor protein tyrosine kinase adaptor activity; fibroblast growth factor receptor binding. Lineage: Eukaryota; Metazoa; Arthropoda; Insecta; Lepidoptera; Pyralidae. The record is from RefSeq and is a predicted model, not a curated record. The transcript has 15 exons.
GCGCAUGGUUUGGGACGCUUCCUGCUAGCGCGUGCUAAGAAAGCUUAGCUUCCUUGUGAAAGCUCCACACGUGUUAGUUAAGCAACGCUUGCCUCAAUCCACCUGCGUGAGCUCCGAACGCGCUAUGAGAUAGAACGCAGCGCAAGCGCAGAGCCCGCCGCGCAUUCGACGGGAUGUGUCGUGUUUGACGUGUUUAUGGUGAUCUCUUCGUUACCAUGGGACCCCAAUACGACUAUUGCCUGCGAGCUACAAAUAAUCCAUCUUAUUUUGCGCUACCAGACAAAGACCUCACUGAUAGCGCAGAAUCACAUGGCGCGUCGUCGGAAACAUAUUCUCGGUCGGCACCAAGUCGCGUUUGGCCUGACACAGUUAGAUCAUUGGGUUCUCCGCGGCGUAGGGAACCUGAGAGCCCAAGACGGAAGGAAUUCCGCGCUCUUCUUCGUUCACUAUCAGCUAGAGAGCCAGAGCAAGCUGAAGCAUUCCUUAAAGGGCAACCGAGACCCGGAGACCGUGCACCUGGUGAUAUGAGACAUACGUUUACUGCUCCACGAAUAAAAAAAGGCAAGAUAAGUGCAAAGGUGUUGACUCCAGAAGGUUACACACAAGAGCGCGAAGAAGUGUUCUACACAAUCCCGCUGCAAGGACGGAGAAGACAUUCAGUUGGAGGGUACCUAGCAACGGGCGGGGCAGGUGGAGGUGAAGUCACAUCCGUGCCAAGUGAAGUACCCAAAAUGCCGCCUCCCCGUUUCGCUCCCAAAGAUGAAGAUACAGUAAAACGCAGGAGACCAAAGAACUUUCCUUUUAAAGAAAUGGAAGACAUAGCAAUAUUGUGGAGUUCUGGUUCCCCAGAGAGUGCACUAUGGUCCGACUACCUUGUUGCUAGCUUCGACAAAAUAAUGUCACAGAGAGCUAGACACCAUUACAGAGUAACUCCAAUAACAGCGGAAGAGCUAAUGUCGGGAAAUGCCCAAGAUAAACUAGACAGGUUAUCAAAAGCACAGCUGCAAAUAAUGAUCCUUUGUCCGAAUCUCGCCAGUAAGAUGACUGACCUAAAAGUUGAGACCAACUGUGAGAACAUGUUCAAAGUUGACAAGCUUUUAGUAAUGCUACUGGGCGUGGAUAAAAAUCAUGUUCUGGCCAACAGCAGUGACGAAUACCCAAACAUCGACCAGUGGCAAAUGAUGUGUGUGAGGGAGAAGGACACGACAUUUGUAGAUACAUUCCUGACAGCCGCUGUCGGCAUAUUGAGGACCAAAGACUGCAAGGACAUCGCCACAGAUAAAACUAGCUUCUCUAUAGUUCCAAAGAAAGUGAAAAUAGGCCAAAGUCGAGUGAUAGCGCUUCUCAACGACCCCAUUAGGGAAGAGGACAGCAUUAAGAUAAUGGUGGACAAGAAGGGAGAGGUGAUAAAUAUAACUACUUUCAAAAAGAGAAACCCUUACACUCUGCAGUUCGAUAUUCCAGAGGCGUGCUUAGAUGUGUCGAUGUUGGUGUGGGUACGAGUGAGCAAGAAUGGACAACCAUUGGGGCGCAGACAAAUCAAAUGCGAGAGCCGCCUUCGUGAGCUGGACCAGUUGCUUAGAGCAUCUGAUCACCCAUUAGAGUUUAUGUGUCAAACACUCGGCUUCAAAACAACCAGCAAGGAGCAACUGGACAGUUGGAUGUUAAACGCCUUCCAGAAGAAUAUCCCACCACACUUCAAUUUGCUAGCAUCUAAUGAGCAGUUCAACCCUAAAGCAGACGUAUCUAGUGGCGAAGAAUACCCAACACUUCUGCAUUGGGCUGCUCGGUUUGGCCUUGAGCGAGUUUGCUGGCAGUUGGUGGAAUGUCCUGGAGGUGGAGCCGCAGUCGCGCUGCGGAACGUACGACAUCGCACCCCUGCCGAUCUUGCACGAGAUCACAAGCACUACCGUCUCGCGGAUAUGCUUGCAGAUCAUCUAAAAAUUAACGAGUUUUCUAAUAUGUAUUACUACUUAAAGAACAUGUCGGAUAACGAUAAAGAAAAAAAUCAAGACGAUACCAAAGAACUUCAUAUUGUUGAAUCCGAAGAUACAGUUGACUCUCCCAGUUGUGAUAUUUCUAAACAAACAGGCGCAGAACACUCCACUGAUCCUUUUAGUGAAGAUUGCACACAAAGUUUAGAAGAAAAUGUAGAUAAGGAGAAAGAAGAAAAGAAACAUCGUCCUACUUUGAAAUUACCAAAAGUGAAAGAACAAUUUUAUCAAAAUGAUUUUCCCCUGAUAGACGACACAAUAGACAGGAUACAGCAAGCAAUUGAACAUGAUUAUUUAGUACAACCGUCUAAUAUAAAAGUGGAAAGUCCAAAAUUCAGACCUAAUAAUCUAUAUGCUAACAGUUCUCGCCUAAUGCCUCAACAAAAUGACAUAUUUUUAUAUUCUCCCACCGAAGAAUCAAAGACUUUCAAUAUUGAAACUCCCACUAGUGAUAUAAGCCAAAUAAACUUGAAUACCAAAGAUGCGCGUAACAGUGGUAGCAUAAAAUCUGGAAAAGAGAGUUGCCCUCUGACUGGACAAGAAGAAUUAGUAGAAAUUAUUAACGAUUUCAAAAACAACGUAUUUACUAUAUCUGAAGUAGAAAAGUUAGUCAUGGAAUGGAGAAAUAGGAACGAAACUCAACAAUCUAUUAAGGAAAAACAGGAACAAUUGAAUAAGAUGCGCGAAGAAUAUGAUAAAAUUCAACAAAAAAUAAAGGAUAACUUGAAAAGACCCACGCCUUUUGAAAGGGUGAAAAAGUUGUUUUCUAAAAGCAAGAAUAAACAUCAUCACGAACACAAUAAUGGUACAAUUGAAAAAAGAAAUGGGAAUACUCGGCCGAAUAGCAGUUUAAGUGAAAGUUCUUCGUCGUCGGGCCGACUUAGUACAGUCAGCGGUGGUAGCGUCGCCGAGACCAACAGUGUCCAGUCUGAGAAUGACGACAAAGCCAGAUCUAUUAUAUCAUCAAGCACACUUACUAUGCACUCAGCGUGUGAUAUAGAGAGUCGUCUUGAUGACUAUUUGAUACCGCCACCGCCUCGGCCCCUUAACGGCUGCCCGCAAUUCACUACCUUCGGACACCCUAAACACGACAACAGGGCGCAACACAUGGCAACGAUCGUGGAGCGGGAGGCAUCAGCGUCCCGGGAACGGUUGGACGACGACGCACACAGCGGUACACAUUUGCGCAUGAACUUUGCAUCCCGCGACCGCCCCCUGCCCGCGCCCGCUCGCUGCGACGACCGUGACGGCGCUCACAUGUAUAUGAACAUAUCUGCUACCCAAACAUAAUCGCUUACAAGGGCCUAUGCAGACGAGAUACAAUAUUUCUGCAGAAGAAAGAUAAAGUUAUCCCUUUAUAUCAGCCAUAGACUUGAAUGGAAACAUGUAAUAAUAUAAUAAAAAAAAAUCUGGUAUGUAUUCAGGCUUUUUUAUCGAUUACACAGAUUCGACAUUCGACGGGAGAAGUAAAAUUGCAUA